This is a messenger RNA of Cordyceps militaris CM01, 1368 nucleotides long. Its product is annotated as phosphotyrosyl phosphatase activator. The transcript has a single exon. Lineage: Eukaryota; Fungi; Ascomycota; Sordariomycetes; Hypocreales; Cordycipitaceae. Gene Ontology annotation, biological process: mitotic spindle organization. The record is from RefSeq and is a predicted model, not a curated record. Gene Ontology annotation, cellular component: protein phosphatase type 2A complex; nucleus; cytoplasm. Gene Ontology annotation, molecular function: peptidyl-prolyl cis-trans isomerase activity; protein tyrosine phosphatase activator activity. Bases 1 to 1368 code for a protein of 455 amino acids.
AUGAACACAGAACAUCUCAUCCUCGCACCAACCAUCGCGCAACAAGCUUUCCAGACAACCAUGGCCGCUCUACUCCCUCGGCUCGAGGUCCUGGACCGCACCGCCCUGCCGGCCUUCUGCACCCCGAUCAAGCGCAUCCACGAGAGCGGCGACGUGCCCACCUUUCUCACCAGCCUGGCCUACCGCGACAUUGGCGUCUUCAUCAUGCAGCUCAACCACGCCGUGUGUCCGCGCCACCGCAAAGACUCGCCCGCCGCGCAGACGUUUGUCAUUCCUUCGGCUUCUUCCAAAGACAGUGAGCUCAGCGCUCCCGUCGCGGCGCUGCAGGACCUGCUGGCUGCGAUCCGCGACUUGAUGGACGAAGCGCCGCCCGCGCCAGGCCCGCGCCGCUUCGGGAAUCUGAGCUCCCGCACGUGGCACGCGCUGCUGGGGGACAGGGCAGACGGCAUGCUGGGGCAAGGCGUGCUGGGGGCCACGAUUGCAGCGGCGGGCGGCGACGCGGCGCGCGCGGAAAUCAAGAGCUACCUUCUGGGUGGCUUUGGCAGCGCGCAGCGUCUCGACUACGGCACAGGCCACGAGCUCAGCUUCCUGGCAUUUCUCGGGUGUCUAUGGAAGCUGGGUUAUUUCCAAACGGAAAAGCCAGAGGUGGAGGUUGAAAGAGAAAUUGUCUUUUCCGUCAUUGAACCGUACGUGGCACAGCUCUGGCCUAUGCCACAUAUAAUACUAAUCAAGUACAGAUACCUGGCCCUUGUUCGAAAGCUCAUCACCACAUAUACACUUGAACCAGCAGGCUCCCACGGCGUGUGGGGUCUAGAUGACCACUCUUUUGUACCGUAUAUCUUUGGUUCGGCACAAUUGACGCGGCCCAUUGACGACAAUGACCCCAUGCCGCUUGACGGUUCUGUUAGAGGCGCGCCCAAGACGGGCGACAUUACCAGAGCACUGGUUGUCGAGGACAACCGUCAAAGAAACCUGUAUUUUUCUGCCAUUGGCUUCAUCAAUGACAUUAAAACGGGCCCGUUCUGGGAGCACAGCCCAAUGUUGUUUGACAUUUCGGGCGUCAAGGACGGUUGGGGCAAGAUCAACAAGGGAAUGAUUAAAAUGUAUAAUGCUGAAGUCUUGUCCAAGUUUCCCGUCGUGCAGCACUUUCCUUUUGGUUCUCUCUUUUCAUGGGAGCAGGACCCUAACCAGCAACAACCGGCGACACACUCUGCCUCGUCUGCCCCUACAGCUGCGGCUGCGCCAGUCGGAAGCACAGCAGCACCAUGGGCUCAAACAUCGAGAAUGCCGCCGAGUUCGAGAGCCCCUACUCAAGCGCUUUGCGAGAGGAGUGGUCGGCGGCUUGACGGGCAUGUGCCUGAUCGGUAA